This is a messenger RNA of Pipistrellus kuhlii (Kuhl's pipistrelle), 3404 nucleotides long. Its product is annotated as protein BHLHb9. Lineage: Eukaryota; Metazoa; Chordata; Mammalia; Chiroptera; Vespertilionidae. The record is from RefSeq and is a predicted model, not a curated record. The transcript has 4 exons. The coding region runs from base 664 to 2307 and encodes 547 amino acids.
UGGCUGUCUAUCCGUGCCGCGUUAGCCUGAAACCUAGUUGCAGAAGACCAGAAACAAUUUGUUGCUAGAGGGCAAUUGCGAGCGUCUUUGCUGGGUCUGUCUUUCGUCCAGGAGCUCAAGAGGCACGAAGUCAUCCCGCGGGAGGCACAAGUGGAGAGAAGCGGUGGUCGCUUGCAGAGGAGUUACGAAUUCAGAAGGUUUAUUCAUUUAUCUGUUCCUGUAGAAAUCUGCAGGUAGCUGUUGACUUUGAAUUUAAUUAAGAAAGAAGACCAAAAUUGUUCAUUUGGAUCCAAGGUUUGCCUGUGAUUUCAGCUGUAGGGUUUAUCAACACUGGAAGCAAUAAAGAAAGGAAGAUCAGUGCAGGUCCGUCUCCAGCGGUGACUGUGGUGGCCUUGGAGUGGUGGAAGAUUCCCACUUUCAGCAAGUCUGCACUCAGGAACCAUCAUCUUCCCUCAGUCUGAGUGCCUCUGCCCUCUGUCUGUAUCAUUGACAGAAGUUUUGUGUUCAGAAAGGGAACAGUGUAACUGCUGAACUGACAGUUGACUUAACUCUUGCUACAAAGUUUGUCUCUGAUCCCAUGAAAGUGUCAACAUAUUGACCUGGGACCCUUUGAGAACCAAGGCCAAGACUCUCUAGGGCUUUCCAUACAACUGGGCUUUAACCAUGGCUGGGAAAAGAAACAAGGGCAAAACUGCAAAAAGGGCUGGUGUAGAAGGUAAAACAAAGAGGGAAGCUCUUGGCAGGAAAGCUACUGACAUAGGCAAACCUGUAGCCAAGACCCAGGCCAAAGCAAUGGCCAAGACAGAGGUGAAGGCAAAUGCAGUGGCAGAGGUGAAGGCAGUGUCUAAGAAGAAGAUUGUUAUUGAGAAGAAAGAGAGAGCCCCAGCAAAUUUCAGUCCCAAAGUUGAAAAUGAGGCCACUCAAGUGUCUCGGUGUCGUUCUGUGGCUAAGGUCAGUGCUAAGACCAAGUCCAUGUGUAAAGAUAAGGCUGGUAUUGAUACCUGUGCGGGGGAAGAGACCAAUGUUGGUUCUAGGUUCUGGAAUAGAGAAGAGACUAAUAAUAGUUCCAGUGCCAAGGAUGAAGAUAAAGCUGAUACUGGUCCCCCAUCCUGUGCUGAGAAGUUGAAGCCUGUGGCCAGCGCUAGCUAUAAAGCUACGCCAGGGGCUGAAGAGGAGGAGGAAGAUAAUGUUAUUGGGAACUGGUUUUGGGAUGGAGAUGAAACUAGUUUUGACCCUGAUCCUAAACCUGUGAGCAGAAUAGUUAGGCCCCUGCUUUUGGAUGAAAUCAAUGAAAAAGAUAGGCCCAAGGACUGGUCUGAGGUAACUAUCUGGCCCAAUGCCCCUGCCGUAACUCCAGCAGUGUUAGGAUAUAGAUCUCAAAGCACAUCUGAGACAAAGUCGCAAUAUAUUGUCCUGGGCUCACCUGAGGAAAAAGCUCCUGUUUUGCCUGAGGACCCAGAGGGUUCUAAGAGCAUAGUCUCAUGCUCAGAGCCUCUCCCGGAGCACCCAUUUGGUACUGACCCUUGCAUUCAGACUAUAGAGGAGAUUAGACGCCAAAUCAAGAUCAGGGAGAUGAAUGGGAUUAAGCCAUUUGCUUGUCCUUGCAAAAUGGAAUGUUACAUGAAUUCUGAGGAAUUUGAACAACUGGUUGUCUUACUUGAGUCAACUACUGAUCCUCUCAUUCAUAAAGUAGCUCAAAUUGCAAUGGGGGUCGUUAAGGUUCAUCCAUUUGCCCAAGAUUUCAUUAAUGAGGUGGGUAUAGUGACACUUGUUGAAAGCUUGCUUACUUUUCCUCCCUCUGAUACGAGAAAAAAUGCUGAAAUUACUGUGAAUAACCCUACUGGGGAUGAAAGACUCCGCAGGGUUGAAUUACAUGUUAAACAUAUGUGUAAGGAAACCAUGUGUUUUCCCUUGAACUCACCUGGACAGCAAUCUGGCUUAAAAAUACUGGGGCAACUGACUACUGAUAUGAACCGUCACCAUAUUGUUGCCUGUUAUCUUUCAGAUCUUUUUUAUUUGAUUUCCCAGGGAAAUCGUAAAACCAGAAAUCUUGCUUUGAAAGUACUUUUGAAUAUGUCUGAAAACCCAGUUGCAGCCAGAGACAUGAUCGAUAUAAAGGCAUUGGCAGCGUUAAAACUACUCUUUAACCAGAAAGAAGCAAAAGCCAAUCUCGUUAGUACUGUGGCCAUAUUUAUUAACAUAAAGGAGCAUAUCAGAAAGGGAACAAUUGUAGUUGUCGAUCACUCUAAUUACAAUACACUCAUGGACAUUUUCCGUGAAGUUAAAGCGAUUAUUCAAAAACUGUAAAAUGAACCAGAAAUAGAACACAGAACAAUCUCCAAAUUCUGAUAGGCUGUCUGUUCUCAAAGAGCCUUGCAUAAUAUUUUGUUUGUUACAGUGUUACAGUGUGCACAUUAUAAAUGACAUCUUUAACACUUAUUUGUGGUAGUCUCUAGGUUUGAACUAGACCAUUUUUUUGGAUAACAAGUAUUAUUACAUGAUGAAUUGAAAAUGCUGAUUUUUAUCUUGUGUAGAUGGGGCACUUUUCAACGUUUUACUUAAGAAAUUAGUGAACCAGUUCAUCCUAAGUAAGCUAACUUGUUCAAUAGUAUCUGCUUAGAUCCAUUUGUGGCUUCAAAUGGCAAAAAAAAAAAAAAAAAAGCCUUAAUUUAUAAUCUAGUUGCAGAAGUAAGGCAUAUACACACAAAAAGGUAAUUAACAGAUCAUACUGUAUUUGCACACUCUCAUUGUGAAAUGUACGCUCUCAACAUGAAGGUAGGUGUUUCUAUGUUUAAUAUGAGUUCAUUUUCCUCCUAUUCUGCCUACAUCAUAUAGCAUAUUCUACAACCCAGAAAUGGCCCCGAAUCCUAGUUAAAUGUAAGAUUCACUUUUAAAUGUCACUACUACAUUUAUAACUCAUUGUUAGGCUAUUUCAUUAUGUCAAGGUCAUUUCACAGAAGAGAAAGGAGGUAGGUAUAAGGAGGAAACAUUUGCUGAGUACCUGCUCUUAUGUCAGGCAAUGUGUUGGCACUAUACAGUUUUUUCCCCUCUUUUGGCAAUGGUCCUGUGAGUCUAGGUACUGGUAGUUAUUUCUUUUUUAUAUAACUCAUUGUGGAUCAUCUCCAAUGAGAAUUGGGGAGGUUAAAUACUUUUUGCCUAGAUUCCCAUAGAGGUUGUUCUAUUUUAAAAAACCCAACAUUUAAUAUGCUACCUUACAGUCCUCACUUUUUUAGGUGGUGGUAUUGAAGGCUCAGAGACUGGUUUUAAAGAUUCAUUUAAACAGUUUAACACAAGAUCAUACUGUAAAUUAAUUUUUAUAACUUUCUUUCCCCCCACUAUCUGUAUAUUGUGAAUAUCUUUGCAUGUCAAUAAAUGUAACUGCAACAUAUUUUUGAAUCACUCAA